CCGUGUACCUUCGAUGGCCCGGCCCAGAUUAGUCAAACUCCCCCUAUAUAAUAUUCUCUUCCCAAAACCCUAACCCUAGAUCUCUUUAAAACCUUUGCAACAGGUUGCUGCACCAACUCUUAACAGCAGAAGCACCUCUCUAGCAAUCAACCAUGGGUAAGGUACAUGGAUCUCUGGCUCGGGCCGGUAAAGUGAGAGGCCAAACUCCCAAAGUGGCAAAGCAAGACAAGAAGAAGAAACCCCGUGGACGCGCCCACAAGCGCAUGCAAUACAAUCGCCGAUUUGUGACCGCCGUUGUUGGAUUCGGCAAGAAGAGGGGACCCAACUCGUCGGAGAAGUGAAGAAUGCUCUGAGGGGAUGAGGAGCUCUUUAGGUUAAAGUUUUGCUUAUUUUUUCCUCUUUUCUUUUUUCUUGGAUGAAUUUCAAUGUUAUUGAAGACCCUGAUGCUGAUGUGAGUUUUCGGAGUUGUCUACUGGAUUAUCAUUAUGAUGGAAUUUUGCCUAAUUGGUUAAUUAACCUGAAAAUGAUGUGAUUUAUCU
Messenger RNA from Juglans microcarpa x Juglans regia, 539 nucleotides. RefSeq names its product 40S ribosomal protein S30. Gene Ontology annotation, molecular function: structural constituent of ribosome. Bases 153 to 341 code for a protein of 62 amino acids. The transcript has 3 exons. Gene Ontology annotation, cellular component: cytosolic small ribosomal subunit; ribosome. The record is from RefSeq and is a predicted model, not a curated record. Gene Ontology annotation, biological process: translation. NCBI's taxonomy places the organism in Eukaryota, Viridiplantae, Streptophyta, Magnoliopsida, Fagales, Juglandaceae.